CCUGGGCCACUAAGGGGCGCGGGACGGCUUCUCGCAGCCAAUCACAGCUUGUCUUACUUCCCCCGUUCAAAGUCGGCGGGCGCGAUGGCCAAUGCUGGUUAGGUCCUGCCCAUACGUCUAGUGAGCGACGGUCCUGGCAGCCAAUGACGUGGGGCGCGGCCUGGCGGCGGAGGUGGCGGCUUCGGCGGGGCUGGUGAGGCGGCGAUGGCGGACCGAGGAGGCGGUGGCGGCGGCGCUGGGGCUGGCGGCGGCGGCGAGGGAGACGCGGGGGCGGCGGCGGCGGAGCGGUACAAUAACGAGCUCAGAAUGGCUCAGCAGCAAGCACUGAGAUUUCGUGGCCCAGCACCCCCACCAAACGCUGUCAUGAGGGGUCCACCACCUCUCAUGCGCCCACCUCCACCUUUCGGCAUGAUGAGAGGUCCACCUCCACCACCUCGUCCCCCCUUUGGACGUCCUCCAUUUGAUCCUAAUAUGCCUCCAAUGCCACCUCCAGGAGGGAUUCCUCCACCAAUGGGGCCUCCACAUCUACAGAGGCCACCAUUCAUGCCUCCUCCAAUGGGUAGCAUGCCACCGCCUCCUGGUAUGAUGUUUCCUCCGGGGAUGCCACCUGUCACUGCCCCUGGAACUCCAACUAUGCCACCCACUGAAGAGAUAUGGGUAGAAAACAAGACUCCAGAUGGCAAGGUCUAUUUCUAUAAUGCACGAACGCGUGAGUCUGCAUGGACCAAGCCAGAUGGGGUAAAGGUUAUUCAGCAAUCAGAACUGACACCAAUGCUUGCUGCCCAAGCCCAGGCACAGGCACAAGCCCAAGCGCAGGCACAGGCACAGGCACAAGCCCAAGCGCAGGCACAAGCCCAAGGUGUCUCCACACCAGCAACCAGUAGUCCUGCAUCUUCAGUGUCUCCAUCAACAUCAUCAAGUACUCAGUCCUCCAUGACCUCUACUACAACCACAGCCACUUCAAUUUCACAGACCAUCUCCACACCGACAACACAAGAUCAGACCACAAGUUCAGGUGUUUCAGUUGCUACAUCUUCAGUUAGUGUUUCAACCUCCACUCCUUCUGCUACACCUGUGCAGACUGUACCCCAGCAAGUCCCACAGACGUUGCCUCCUGCAGUUCCUCAUGCAGUACCUCAGCCAACAGCAACAAUUCCUGCUUUUCCACCUGUAAUGGUACCUCCAUUUCGUGUUCCCCUUCCUGGCAUGCCUAUUCCACUUCCAGGUGUAGCAAUGAUGCAAAUAGUCAGCUGCCCGUAUGUAAAGACAGUCGCUACCACCAAGACGGGUGUCUUGCCAGGAAUGGCCCCUCCUAUUGUACCUAUGAUCCAUCCUCAGGUUGCUAUUGCCGCUUCACCUGCUACUUUGGCUGGAGCAACAGCAGUCUCUGAAUGGACAGAGUACAAAACAGCAGAUGGGAAGACUUACUAUUAUAACAAUAGGACUUUGGAAUCAACAUGGGAAAGACCCCAAGAACUAAAAGAGAAAGGUACAGCAUUCGAUUUUAGAGUCCAGCCACAACUAGAAAAAGUAGAAGAGAAGAUUAAAGAACCUAUUAAAGAACCUACAGAGGAGCCUUUGCCAAUGGAAACAGAAGAAGAGGAACCCAAAGAAGAACCUAUAAAAUUGCUGAUAAAAGAGGAGCCAAAAGAGGAAGAAAUGACUGAAGAAGAAAAAGCAGCUCAGAAAGCAAAACCAGUUGCAACUACUCCUAUUCCUGGAACCCCAUGGUGUGUGGUAUGGACUGGUGAUGAGCGGGUUUUUUUCUACAACCCAACCACUCGUCUCUCUAUGUGGGACCGGCCAGAGGACUUAAUUGGAAGAGCUGAUGUGGACAAAAUUAUUCAGGAACCUCCUCACAAAAAAGGAAUGGAAGAAGGAAAGAAACAAAUUAAAGAAGAUCAUGAAUCAGCAGAGGAAACAAAUGAUGAUGAGCCUAUUAAAACAAAGAAGCGAAAGAAAGAUGACAACAAAGACAUUGAUUCAGACAAGGAGGCUGCCAUGGAAGCUGAAAUUAAAGCUGCACGUGAGAGGGCCAUUGUCCCGCUGGAGGCUCGAAUGAAACAGUUCAAGGAUAUGCUGCUAGAGAGAGGGGUUUCUGCCUUUUCAACCUGGGAGAAGGAGCUGCACAAGAUAGUUUUCGAUCCUCGGUACUUGCUUCUCAAUCCUAAAGAAAGGAAACAGGUAUUUGACCAGUAUGUGAAGACCAGAGCAGAAGAAGAGCGUAAGGAAAAGAAAAACAAAAUAAUGCAGGCCAAGGAGGAUUUCAAGAAAAUGAUGGAAGAAGCAAAGUUUAAUCCAAGAGCUACUUUUAGUGAAUUUGCAGCCAAGCAUGCUAAAGACUCGAGAUUCAAGGCAAUUGAAAAGAUGAAAGAUCGAGAGGCCUUGUUUAACGAGUUUGUCACAGCGGCAAGAAAGAAGGAGAAAGAAGAUUCGAAGACCAGAGGUGAGAAGAUUAAAAUGGACUUCUUUGAACUACUGUCUAAUCACCACUUGGACAGUCAGUCUCGCUGGAGCAAAGUGAAGGACAAAGUAGAGACUGAUCCCCGUUACAAAGCAGUGGAUAGCUCUUCACAGAGGGAAGACCUUUUUAAACAAUACAUUGAAAAAAUAGCUAAGAAUUUAGACUCUGAAAAGGAAAAGGAGUUGGAAAGGCAGGCUCGCAUUGAGGCAAGUUUGCGUGAACGAGAAAGGGAGGUUCAGAAAGCUCGUUCUGAGCAGACCAAGGAAAUCGAUAGAGAACGUGAACAGCACAAACGAGAAGAGGCUAUCCAGAAUUUCAAAGCGCUUCUAUCUGAUAUGGUGAGAUCUUCAGAUGUGUCAUGGUCCGAUACUCGGAGGACACUCCGAAAAGAUCAUCGGUGGGAAUCUGGCUCUCUGCUAGAAAGAGAAGAGAAAGAGAAGCUUUUUAAUGAACACAUUGAAGCACUUACCAAAAAGAAGAGGGAGCAUUUUCGGCAACUUCUGGAUGAAACUUCAGCGAUUACUUUAACAUCAACAUGGAAAGAAGUGAAAAAAAUCAUUAAAGAAGAUCCCAGGUGCAUUAAGUUCUCUUCCAGUGACAGGAAAAAACAAAGGGAGUUUGAAGAGUACAUCAGAGACAAAUACAUUACUGCCAAAGCUGACUUCAGGACGCUAUUGAAAGAGACCAAAUUUAUAACGUACAGAUACAGCACAGGCAGUGGCAGUGCAAGAUUUUUUACACACGCAUUCCUGCCAAUGUGCCUCACCCCUGACCUGAUGGGGCAUCUGUAUAGAUCCAAAAAGUUGAUCCAAGAAUCCGACCAGCACCUGAAAGAUGUAGAAAAGAUUUUACAGAAUGACAAGCGUUAUCUGGUACUUGACUGUGUGCCAGAGGAGAGGCGCAAGCUCAUCGUAUCCUAUGUAGAUGACCUGGACCGUCGAGGUCCCCCUCCACCUCCCACAGCUUCAGAGCCUACAAGACGAACAACAAAAUAAUUAUAAAAUAUUCUCACAAUGGGGUGUCUGUUAAUUCAAAAGCUUGCAUGAGCCAUCUGUCCGGUUUUUACAUCUACAUUACUGUGAACCUAUUGAAAACGACCUGAGGAGCAGAAGAAGCAGCAGCAUUUGUGAACAUAAAAUGGUCUCUGUGCAAAGAGAACACUUAAGAUAUUUAUGCUUUUAUUUGUGUGGCAUGACUGACAAAAAUCCCAACCAUGCAGGCUGUCUCUAGUAAUUUUAGAUCUCAGAACAAUGGAAUAUCUGUAUAUGAGGUGUGGAUGUCAGUGAUAUUUGGAGGCAUUCUUUUCAGCAGUGUUAUAUAUGCAAGUCUUAAGAAUGAUUGACAUUUGUGGUUUGAACUAAACUACACAAGUACCACAAAUUUCCUCCUAAUGGUUACCCAAAUUCAGCUGUUUUAACAGACAAAACACUGUCUCAAGUUAAACUAUUGAGUGCUGAAGGCAACAGUAAAAAAAAAAAAAUUCUUAAAUCUGAAAACAAAGGGUCUGAUUCUCUAUUUGCUUUCACCCUUGUAAAUCAGAAUUAAGUCUAUUAAGUCUAUAGAGUGACAGUGAUGUGAGUGAAGAAUUAGGCCCACAGAGACCAAAUUAAACACCAUUCUGAAUUUGUUCACGCGUCUGCUUUAUUUCUCCCCCCUCUCCCCACCCACUUUGAAGUACAGGCAAAAUCAGGUUUCUUUUGCCCAAGUGAAGAUUUGUCUGAUGAUUUUUUGCUCAAAAUUGGAAACACAGUAAAUAACAAUGGUUCCCAGAACAGGACGGUUGUAUAAACAUAUUUUUAUUUACCAUAAAGUGAUCUUUACUGACUUCUGGAUUAGACCAUGAAUUUCCCUUCUGGGUAAUUCUUGUAAACUAUACUCCUGUUAUGAAUGUUAAACUUGUGUUUCUAAAGUUUAAUUUUGAAAUGUUGGGAUUGUUUAGUUUAUGUAUUUGAACUACAAUAAACCAACCCUUUUUAUAUA
Molecule: messenger RNA, 4444 nt
Organism: Mauremys reevesii (Reeves's turtle)
Lineage: Eukaryota; Metazoa; Chordata; Testudines; Geoemydidae
Gene: TCERG1
Product: transcription elongation regulator 1
Exons: 22
Coding region: 205-3459 (1084 amino acids)
Cellular component (GO): nucleus
Molecular function (GO): transcription coregulator activity; RNA polymerase binding
Source: RefSeq, a predicted model, not a curated record